Messenger RNA from Trichosurus vulpecula (common brushtail), 3673 nucleotides. RefSeq names its product zinc finger protein 420-like. Gene Ontology annotation, molecular function: DNA-binding transcription factor activity, RNA polymerase II-specific; RNA polymerase II cis-regulatory region sequence-specific DNA binding. Gene Ontology annotation, cellular component: nucleus. The record is from RefSeq and is a predicted model, not a curated record. Gene Ontology annotation, biological process: regulation of transcription by RNA polymerase II. The coding region runs from base 129 to 1667 and encodes 512 amino acids. Lineage: Eukaryota; Metazoa; Chordata; Mammalia; Diprotodontia; Phalangeridae. The transcript is spliced from 5 exons.
UUCCUUCCUACCUCUUUCAUGCUUGCUGGUGCGGCCUCUCCCCCUCUGUCCUCCGCUCAAGUGUGACGGGAUCUGGCUUCUGUGGCCUCUGCCCAGCCCCAGUAGGUGGGAGCCUUGAGGAAGAGGAAAUGUCUCCUGUGCUGACAGCCAGGCCUGGACAGAAAUCAGUCACAUUCAAGGAUGUGACUGUGGACUUCACCCAGGAGGAGUGGGUACAAUUGAACCCAUCUCAGAAAAAGUUGUACAGGAAUGUGAUGCUGGAGAACUAUAGGAACUUGGUCUCUUUGGAGAGCAGAGAAUUUACUGGAGAUAAACCUCUUGAAUGUAAUGAAUGUGGGAAGGCCUUCACUUGCAAGACAAAUCUUAUUCAACAUCAGAUGACUCAUGCUGGAGACAAUCCUUAUGAAUGUAGUGAAUGUGUGGAGACCUUCAGGAGUAAGAGACUACUUUCUUUGCACCAGAGAAUUCAUACUGGGAAGAUGCUUUAUGAAUGUAAGGAGUGUGGGAAGGCUUUCCUCCACAACUCAGACUUUAUUCAACAUCAAAGAAUUCACACUGGAGAGAAACCUUAUGAGUGUAGUGAAUGUGGAAAGGCCUUCAUUUGGAAGUCAAAAUUUACACAACAUAAGAGAAUUCAUACUGGAGAGAAACCUUAUAAAUGUAGUGAGUGUGGGAAGGCCUUUGCUUGCAAGACAAAUCUUAAUCGACAUCAAAUAAUUCAUGCUGGAGACAAUCCUUAUGAAUGUAGUGAAUGUAUGGAGACCUUCAGGAGUAAGAGAUUACUUUCUUUGCACCAGAGAAUUCAUACUGGGAAGAUGCUUUAUGAAUGUAAGGAGUGUGGGAAGGCUUUCCUCUACAACUCAGACUUUAUUAAACAUCAAAGAAUUCACACUGGAGAGAAACCUUAUGAGUGUGGUGACUGUGGAAAGGCCUUCAAGAUGAAGUCAAAUUUUACACUGCAUCAGAGAAUUCAUACUGGAGAGAAGCCUUACGAAUGUAGUGAAUGUAGGAAGGCCUUUAGGGUUAAGAGACAACUUUCACUGCAUCAGAGAAUUCAUACUGGGGAGAAACCUUACAAAUGUAGUGAAUGUGAGAAGGCCUUCACUUGCAAGACAAAUCUUAUUCGACAUCAGAUAAUUCAUGCUGGAGAUAAUCCUUAUGAAUGUAGUAAAUGUAUGGAGACCUUCAGGAGUAAGAGACUACUUUCUUUGCACCAGAGAAUUCAUACUGGGAAGAUGCUUUAUGAAUGUAAAGAGUGUGGGAAGGCUUUCCUCUACAACUCAGACUUUGUUAAACAUCAAAGAAUUCACACUGGAGAGAAACCUUAUGAGUGUAGUGAAUGUGGAAAGGCCUUCAAGAGGAAGGUACAUCUUACUGUGCAUCAGGGAAUACAUACUGGAGAGAAACAUUAUGAAUGUAGUGAAUGUGGGAAGGCCUUCAUUUGGAAAUCACAAUUUGCACUGCAUCAGAGAAUUCAUACUAGAGAGAAGCCUUAUGAAUGUAGUGAAUGUGGGAAGGCCUUCAUUUGGAAGUCACAGUUUACACUGCAUCAGAGAAUUCACACUGGGGAGAAACCUUAUAAAUGUAGUGAAUGUGGGAAGGCCUUCACUUGCAAGAGAAAUCUUAAUCAACAUCAGAUAAUUCAUGCUGGAGAUAAAUCCUUAUGAAUAUAGUGAAUGUAUGGAGACCUUCAGGAGUAAGAGACUAAUUUUCUUUGCACCAGGAAAUUCAUACUGGGAAGUUGUUUUAUGAAUGUAAAGAGUGUGGAAGGCUUUCCUCUACAACUCAGACUUUAUUGAACAUCAAAGAAUUCACACUGAAGAGAAACCUUAUGAAUGUAGUAAAUGUGGGAAGGCCUUCAUUCGGAAGUCAAAAUUUAUACUACAUCAGAGAAUUCAUAUUGUAGAGAAACCUUCCAAAUAUAGUGAGUAUGGGGAUGCCUUCAGGAGGAAGGCACAACUUACUCUGCAUCAGAGAAUUCAUACUGGAGAGAUUCUUUAUGAAUGUAAGGAGUGUGGCAGGGCUUUCCCUGGCAACUCAGAACUUACUCGACAUCGAAAAAUCCAUACUGAAGAGAAACCUUAUGAAUGUGAUGAAUGUGGGAAGAACUUUAGAGUGAGGAUACGACUUAUUCAGCACCAAAAUAUUCAUUCAAGAGAGAAAUAUUAAGAUUAUAAUGCAUGUAGGAAGGCCUAAAGACUGAGGACACUACUUUAUGUCCAUCAGAGUAUUCAUCCUGAUGAGAUUCCUCAUGAAUGUGAGGAGUGUGGGAAGGCCUUCCAUUGCUAUUCAGAUCUUAUUAAACAUCAAAAAUUCAUGCUGGAGAAAAACCUUAUGUAUGUAGUGAAUGUGGGAAAGCCUAAUUCAUACCUUAUGAAUGUAAUGUACCUGAAUGUAGAUCUUAUACUACAUCAGACCAUUCAUACUGGAUAGAGACCUUACGAAUGCAGCGAAUGCGAGAAGACUUUUCAGCAUGAAGACAGAACUUGCUCAGCAUCAAAGAAUUCUAGAGAGAAACCUUUUGAGUUCGGGAAGACCUUUAGAACUAAGGAUCCUACUUUAUGUCCAUUAGAUAAUUCAUAAUAGAGUCAUUCUUCAUGAAUAUAUAAACAGUGUGGGAAGAUCCCCCAACUGACUAGACUGUGAUUCUGAGUCCCUAGAUGUAGCUCAGAAAGUCUUUGGGCUCCAUGGGAGAAGAAGAUAGCCCUCCCCUCUGCAAAGGCCUCAAAGGGGUAAAAAUUUAGUGUUCUCUUCCCACAGGCUUUCAGGGAGGGAGAGAUUAUGCUGGCUGAGCCAGAGAUUACUAAGUGGAGGGUGGUAUUGGAGCGCCUUAGCCUUAACUUUGAUCCCUAAAGAUAUGGCAUGCAAGAUGCUUGGUGAUGACUUCUUGGCCAUGAGAUGAGCCUUAUCUUAUGUGUGAUGAAUAAUUGUUGAUGGUGCUUAAGCUCCCCACUGUGACUUCAUAAGGAUGAAAUCAUAGGUCUAGAACAAAACACACACCUGGACAGUCUCCAUUCAAAUAUGUUCUCUAUGCAGUUAGCAAAUUGAUAAUAAUCUGAGCUGUGUUCCUGAUGUUGCUGGUGCUACUUCUGCUCUCACUCAUUUGGGUAACCACUGUGGACCGUGAAGGUUUGGAAUCACUUUAAUUAAAAGUGUCACAAAGGCCUGUGGCAGGUGUUGAUGUAAUGUGAUUUCUGCCCAGUGCUCUGAAUGACAAAGGGAAGAAGUUCAUUGAAGUGCAGGUAAACAAUAGGAUUAACUGUGACCUUAUGGUAACCAAAUGCCUUGUCAUCCAACUAGUGACACACAUGAAAAAAUGAGUAAGAUUUCCAGUAUGGUUAAGAAUAUAAACAGGGAGUUUUAAAUGAAGAAAUCAAAGCUAUCAAUAAUAAAUCUCUAAAUCACUUGAUUAGAGAAAUGCACAUGAAAACAAAUUUGAGGUAACAGCUCACACUACCUCAGAUUGGCCAACAUGUUAGAAAAGGAAAAUGACAAAUUCUGGAGUGGAUGUAGAAAAAUAAGAACACUAAUGCACAAUUCAGAACUGGUCCAACCAUUCUGGAGAACAAUUUGGAACUGUGCCCAAAGGGCUAUAAAACUGCUUAGUCUUUGACAUAGCAGUAUCACUCUUAAGUCUGUAUUCCAAACAGAUGAAAGAAAAAGGCAAAGGACC